Messenger RNA from Loa loa (African eye worm), 2073 nucleotides. RefSeq names its product splicing factor 3B subunit 2. Gene Ontology annotation, cellular component: catalytic step 2 spliceosome; precatalytic spliceosome; U2-type spliceosomal complex. The record is from RefSeq and is a predicted model, not a curated record. Lineage: Eukaryota; Metazoa; Nematoda; Chromadorea; Rhabditida; Onchocercidae. The coding region runs from base 38 to 1876 and encodes 612 amino acids. The transcript has 13 exons. Gene Ontology annotation, biological process: mRNA splicing, via spliceosome.
AAUUUUCAGCUUACUGCACUAAUUAUUAGUUCUAGAAAUGACAGAAAUCGAAGUGACCGAUCCCUCAGAAGAGGAGGUUAUGCCUAUCCUUACCAAAAAAGAACUAAAGGAACUAGAACGUAGAAAAAACAAAAACAAAAAAAAGAAGGAAUCGAAGAAGAAAAAGAUUCUGCGAAUGCCUAAUGGAGAAGACGGUGCUAGAAAUUCGGAUUCAGGUAUCGAUAAAACCCCAGCAGCUAGUGAUACCGAAGAUAGUGUUGAAGUGAUUUAUGUUGGGAAACCUCUAGAGUUGGACGCCAGUGAUCCAAACUAUCACUACUUUUCAAAAGUUUUCGAAAGUUUCAAGAUAAGCGAAGAAAUAAAGAAGGAGGAACCUGUUGAGAAAGUUGAACCAGAAAUGAAGAAAGAAGAAAUACCAACAAAGGCUUCUAUUUCGGAAAAGAUUUUGCAGGAAGAAAUGAGUGAAAAGCGGCGCGAACAAGAAGAGGCUGGUCAAACACAAACUUUGAGCAAGAGGAAACUUCGUCUAUCAAUGCAACCGACUAUUGCCGAAUUGAAAGAGGUGACAACGCGGCCAGAUGUAGUGGAAUGGGCGGAUGUCACUUCACGUGAUCCUCAUCUCCUGGUUACGUUGAAAGCGUACAGAAAUACCGUACCUGUACCGCGGCAUUGGAAUGCGAAGAGAAAAUAUUUGGCAGGCAAACGCGGUUUUGAAAGGCCUCCGUUUGACUUGCCCGACUUUAUCAAAAGGACGGGCAUAAUGGAAAUGCGUGAAACAAUGUGGGAAAAAGAAGAUGCUCAGUCCUUAAAGUCAAAGAUGCGUGAACGUGCAAGACCGAAGCUUGGCCGUAUUGAUAUCGAUUAUCAAAAGUUGCAUGAUGCUUUUUUCAAAUGGCAAACAAAACCUGUGAUGACCCAAAUGGGUGAACUGUACUAUGAAGGUAAAGAACUGGAAACAGUCAUGCGUGAGAAGAAACCAGGUGAACUGACCGAUGAACUGCGAGUUGCGUUAGGAAUGCCUGUCGGACCUAAUGCACAUAAAUUUCCGCCUCCCUGGUUGAUUGCAAUGCAGCGAUAUGGGCCACCGCCAUCAUAUCCGAACCUGAAAAUACCGGGACUGAAUUGCCCCAUCCCGGAAGGAUGUGCUUUUGGUUAUCAUGCUGGUGGAUGGGGUAAGCCUCCAGUCGAUGAAAUGGGCAAGCCGUUGUAUGGCGAUGUAUUUGGCCUUGAGGCUCCAACAUUGCCAGAAUUGGAUGACGAAUCAAGAAUAGAACGACGACAUUGGGGUGAAAUAGGUAGUGAUGAGGAUUCUAGUGAAGAAAGUGAAGAAGAAGAGGAAGGUGAACGUGGUGCGGUUGAAGCAGGCUUUGUUACUCCAGCUACUACAGAAGGUUUUGCAACGCCGUCAGGAAUGACCUCUGGCGUUCUUACUGGUGUUGAAACUCCGGAUACCAUCGAAUUGCGAAAGGGCAAACGAAUAGAAGACAGCAGUACAACAGGUGGUGAGACUCCUGCACCAACUCUCUACACGAUACUUCAAGAACGUAAGAUUGAUCGUAUUGCGGGACAGAUGAUGGCCAGUACUCAUGUUUAUGAUUUGUCGAAGAAACCACCUCCGGCUCCCGCAUCGCAAGGAGUGGAUGCUGGAGUAGAAGUAUCGUUGAAUCCGGAAGACCUUGAUCUUGCUGAUCAAAAGGGUCUGGAGAAAAAGUAUGAAGAACAGUUGCGGAAGCAAACUCGUGGACGCCAGGAUGAUGACGAAGAUUUCUCAGAUAUGGUGGCUGAACAUUCUGCUAAACAGAAUCGUAAAAGAAAGGUACAGGAACAAAAGAAAUCAACGCAGCAACAGAAGAAAUAUAAAGAUUUCAAAUUUUAAAAUGACAUUUUGUUCGCCCCUGUACUUCUUGAUUUGUUUAUUAGUAUAUCAUUAUCACUUUAUAAUUCCGAUUCCCUCAGGUUAAGACUCGAAUGCCAAACAUGCCACAGCUUUGAAAUUCCUGUACGUAAACUUGUGAACUGUAGAUUUUCUUGUUCCUGAGAAUCGGUGUGAACUAUAAAAUUAGUAGAUUAACC